Messenger RNA from Sphaeroforma arctica JP610, 345 nucleotides. RefSeq lists its product as hypothetical. The record is from RefSeq and is a predicted model, not a curated record. The annotation marks the transcript as partial. Lineage: Eukaryota; Ichthyosporea; Ichthyophonida. The transcript has 3 exons.
ACACGCGCAAAACCACCCGUUCCAACAUCUGCAUCAACGUCAUCGUAGAGCACGUGGGCUUCUCUCUGCUCCUGGACACAGACAAACGCGCGCGUGUGAGUACCACCGACCUGUCCUGGAGCUCUGGGGCCAAGCAGGUGGCAACGAGCAAGAAUCUGGUGACAAUGUUGGCUCUGGAUCGCUUUCAAGUGGAGUAUAAGACAGGCAUGAGCUCAAACCCUGGAGAGAGGCAUUUGCAACUGACCAUGCACUCUCUGAGCCUUCUCGCCAGCCCACAUCCUGAUGCAGACCUUACCACCAUCAUCGACGAGGAUAUGGGCACACCACAAACAACGAGGAUGCAAG